CUGCCGGAUAGCAGGUUAUAGAAAGUGCGCUGCAAUGGCAAUCGAGGAUAUUGGCCUGGUGGGCAUCAACGUGCGGAUGUGGCGCCACUUGGCCGUGCUGUACCCCACUCCGGGCUCCAGCUGGCGCAAGUUCGCCUUCGUGCUGCCGGUGACUGCGAUGAAUGUGAUGCAGUUCGUCUACCUGCUGCGGAUGUGGGGCGACCUGCCCGCCUUUAUUCUGAACAUGUUCUUCUUCUCGGCCAUUUUCAACGCCCUGAUGCGCACAUGGCUGGUCAUCAUCAAGCGUGGUCAGUUCGAGGAGUUCCUCGACCAGUUGUCCACACUGUUCCACUCGCUUCUCGACUCCACCGACGAGUGGGGGCGUGGCAUUCUGCGGAGGGCGGAGCGAGAGGCUCGAAAUCUGGCCAUCCUUAAUCUGAGUGCCUCCUUCCUGGACAUUGUGGGGGCUCUGGUCUCUCCGCUUUUCAGGGAGGAGCGAGCUCAUCCCUUCGGCGUUGCACUGCCAGGAGUUAGCAUGACCAGCUCGCCCGUAUACGAGGUCAUCUACUUGGCCCAGCUGCCCACGCCCCUGCUCCUGUCCAUGAUGUACAUGCCCUUCGUCAGCCUCUUCGCCGGCCUGGCCAUCUUCGGAAAGGCCAUGUUGCAGAUCCUGGUGCACAGGCUGGGCCAGAUUGGCGGAGCGGAGCAGCCGGAGGAGGAGCGCCACCACAGACUAACCUCAUGCAUUGCGUACCACACUCAGGUGAUGAGCUAUGUGUGGCAGCUCAACAAACUGGUAGCCAACAUUGUGGCGGUGGAAGCAAUUAUUUUCGGCUCUAUAAUCUGCUCACUGCUCUUCUGCCUGAAUAUUAUAACCUCACCUACUCAGGUGACCUCGAUAGUGAUGUACAUCCUGACCAUGCUGUACGUUCUCUACACCUACUACAAUCGCGCCAAUGAAAUAUGCCUCGAGAACAACCGGGUGGCGGAGGCCGUUUACAAUGUGCCGUGGUAUGAAGCAGGAACUCGCUUUCGGAAAACCCUCCUGAUCUUCUUGAUGCAAACACAACACCCGUUGGAGGUGGGCGGUUGCAUUUCAUUUGCGGAGUCAUUGCGAGACUAUAAGCCAUUUCCAUUCCGGGUGCGGUGCGCUCCAUUUCAUCUUGCAGAUAAGAGUCGGCAACGUUUACCCCAUGACUUUGGCCAUGUUCCAGAGUCUGUUGAAUGCGUCCUACUCCUACUUCACCAUGCUGCGUGGCGUCACCGGCAAAUGAGCUGAAAGACCGAAAAAAGCGGGGUAUACCCUAUACUCCAUACUCCAUACUCCAUCUUCUACUGCUUUUCCCUUUUCACUCGUCCAGCAAUCCGGUUAAUGCAAAAAGUUGUUGCUGGCUGUGGUCCUGGCUGCUUGUUUGGCAUUUGCAUAUGCUUGUCGUUUGAAAGGAUUUAAUCGGACUGCUGGCACGGAGUCGGCAUCCUGGCAUUCAGGCAUCCUUGCUCAUGGCGCCUGGCUCCUGGAUCCCGGCAUGCAAAUAGUUGGCUUCUUAGAUUGUUACACAAAAUAGAUUGUAGAUUGCAGCAGAAUGUUGAGCUUAGAAUAAAGUCAAAUGAAUGUGGAGUAGGUCCAAGGCAUCUA
Molecule: messenger RNA, 1615 nt
Organism: Drosophila yakuba
Lineage: Eukaryota; Metazoa; Arthropoda; Insecta; Diptera; Drosophilidae
Gene: Or43a
Product: odorant receptor 43a
Exons: 5
Coding region: 35-1258 (407 amino acids)
Biological process (GO): sensory perception of smell; detection of chemical stimulus involved in sensory perception of smell
Cellular component (GO): plasma membrane
Molecular function (GO): odorant binding; olfactory receptor activity
Source: RefSeq, a predicted model, not a curated record